Messenger RNA from Musa acuminata AAA Group (dessert banana), 810 nucleotides. RefSeq names its product protein HOTHEAD-like. Gene Ontology annotation, molecular function: oxidoreductase activity, acting on CH-OH group of donors; flavin adenine dinucleotide binding. The transcript is spliced from 2 exons. Lineage: Eukaryota; Viridiplantae; Streptophyta; Magnoliopsida; Zingiberales; Musaceae. Bases 1 to 810 code for a protein of 269 amino acids. The record is from RefSeq and is a predicted model, not a curated record.
AUGCCUACAAUUGAUACCGGUGCAGGAAGACAGACGCCACAGGCAUAUGGCGUGCUGUAUUCGGACGAGAUGGGCGGCAUGCACGAGGCCUACGUGAAGGAUGGCUCGGCCGGCGAAAUUAUCUUGUCAGCGGGAGCCCUCGGAAGCCCGCAGCUACUCAUGUUGAGCGGCGUCGGUCCCUCUGAGCACCUCAGAUCUUUUGGCAUCGAGGUGGUAUUGGACCAGCCGAUGAUCGGGCGAGGCAUGUCGGACAACCCCAUGAACAUCAUCGCUGCCCCUUCGCCGCAGCCAGUCGAGAUCAGCUCCAUCCAAGUCGCCGGAAUCACUCACUCAGGAAACUACGUCGAGUCCUUUACCGGCUUCAACCUAGCAGCUUCUCUCGUCCAUGACACCUCUGGUGGUGGUACAGAAACAUCCGACCAGAACCCUCAACUAUCACCACCUCCGUCUAAGGAAGGAAAGCAAGACGUGUUUUCAUUCCAAGGCGGCAUAAUACUUGACAAGUUGGCGCGCCCUCUUUCUCGAGGUUUCCUUCAGUUCAAGAACCGCAAUCCAGACGACAACCCCUCCGCCACCUUCAAUUACUUCACGGAGCCUGCGGACGUUGAGGCAUGUGUCGAGGGCUUAGAGACGAUGAAGAGAGCGCUCGAGUCGAAAGGACUGUCGAAGUUUAGGUACCCCAAAUCAAUCACGAUGAAGCGAGUUCGAUCCCGAAGCACCGUCCACGGCAUGAGAAUGACCCCACCUCCUCGGAGCAAUACUGCAAGGACGUCGUGCUCACCAUAUACCAUUACCAUGGAGGGUGCUUAG